AUGGAUGCUGCUAACCAAAUUGCACGUUUUAUAUGGAAUAAAGGGGGUUAUAUGGCUAAAUGCAUUCAGAUAUGGAGAAAUUAUUUCAUAAAGACAGAAGAGCUUCUUCCUUACCACCAAAGUAAACAUACCAAACUCGAAAGCUUAAUUAACGAUGAGGAUUUUAGUGAAGAUUGUAUAGAGUGGUUAAGGCAACAAAAACCGGAAGUAUGUACACCUAGUAAUUUGAAAGCAUAUAUUGAGAAUACACUAUUUUCAAAAUUGAUUGGUCAUAUCAAAGAAGACACUAUAUCAGAGAAGACGUGUAGAAAUUAUAUGUAUUCAUGGGGUUUUAAAUAUAAUGAGAGAAGAAAGGGUAUUUUCUUUGAUGGUCAUGAGAGACCAGAUGUGCUGGUGUAUAGAAACAAAUGGUUAAAGAAAAUGUUCAUGUAUAAAAAAAACAUGAAAGAUUUUGUUGGUGAAAAUAUUUUGCGCCCAAAACAUCUGGGACGUUCUAAAAUGGUCUCUGCUUUUUUGUGCCCUUGCCAUGAACUAUUAUGCCUAACUGACCAACAGUUAUAUGAAAAUCCGUAUAUUAAAGAUAAAGAAACAUUUGUGAUUCAUUCUGUUCAGAUAGAUGGAUAUUGGAAGGCAGAGCAUAUGCUUGAACAGCUUGUAAGUAAAGUAAUCCCAGUAUUUGAAAUAUUACACUCCGGGUGUAUCGGUAUGUUUUGCUUUGAUCAAUUUACUAAUCAUAAUGCUAUGGCAGAGGAUGCACUAAUCGCAAAAAAGAUGAACUUGAGUUCUGGAGAGAAACAACCGAUGAUGCAAAAUGGUUGGUUUAUUGAUGAAACCGGAAAAAAAUGUGUGCAACCGAUGGUAUUUCCGAAUGAUUAUCAAAAGGAGGCGUUAAGAGGCAAGCAAAAAUGUUUGAGGCAAGUGCUUGAAGAGCGAAAACUCUGGUCUGCAGAAAAGGUUCUGCUAGUAUGUGAAAAAUGUUCUAGAAAAUGUACUGAUAAUGGCCCAGAAAAGUUGGAUUGCUGCGCACAAAGAAUCAUGUCAUUGCAGCACGAUUUUCUUGAACAAUGGUCUCUGUUAGAAGAAGCUGUAAUUAAUGCAAGGCACAUUUUUGAAUGCUAUCCCAAGUUUCAUUGCGAGUUAAAUCUUGUUCUGGAAGUUCUUAAGAGUGUUUCUGUAAUCACUAUUCGCAAAUUUUCCCAUAAAUCGUGGAGAUAUAUGGAUGCAUAUGAUAAAGGACUGAAAGGUGUAGCUGCUGAGUGGGCUGUUAAUCAGUAUAAAUCACAUUGUCGAAUCCUGAAGAAUAUUGAGCAAAUGAUGGAAUGA
Messenger RNA from Cetraspora pellucida, 1323 nucleotides. The record is from the annotation of a GenBank genome assembly. Lineage: Eukaryota; Fungi; Glomeromycota; Glomeromycetes; Diversisporales; Gigasporaceae.